Messenger RNA from Glycine soja, 1749 nucleotides. Its product is annotated as transmembrane protein 45B-like. The transcript has 3 exons. Bases 510 to 1346 code for a protein of 278 amino acids. The record is from RefSeq and is a predicted model, not a curated record. Lineage: Eukaryota; Viridiplantae; Streptophyta; Magnoliopsida; Fabales; Fabaceae.
AUGGUUUAACCCUACCCCAAAAACAACAAACAAAUAGUUACAUCAAUUGGGAUUGUGAAAUGUUACGUACCCAGUUGUUUGUGUAAAACAAAGUGAGGAAAGAGACCAUUGUUUGCCAGUUCAACUAAGUACGCUGUUUUUUUAUUUUCCCCACAAAACCAUAUAGCCAUCGGUCGUAGAUCCCACGAACCCCAUCAUCACACCACUCUCUGCAGUUUUCGCAACCAAACCUUCUUUUUUGUUUUUAUUCCUCUGCUUAUUGGAUUCAACGAAGUUGUUGUGAUUAAGGAGAACAUAACUUUUUGAAUCACACAGAGAGAGAGAGAGAAGAGACCCAGUACUUUCUGCAUCCAAACCAAUCACUACUGCGGAUAACUGGUAAGUUCAUAAAGGGGAGAUUCUUCAGUGAUCAUCUAUCUGAUUUGGUCCAGCUAAGGAAUCAUUCAGAAGCCAAGUUGAUUAAGUACUAGAGAGAUCAUAUUUUGGAGUAGUAAAAGUUAAUCAUAAGCAUGGGAUCUUUCAAGGGUCAUGCUUUGCCAGGGACUUUGUUUCUUCUAGUUGGGGUGUGGCACGUAUGGGGCUCUGUGGUGAGAUAUGUUCGCAAUCCAAUGGCGUUUCAAGUCAGAGUUUGGAAUCCUGUGCCAGGGUUUGAUGGGAGGCUGAAGCACCUGGAGCUAUAUGUUAUUGCAAUUGGUGCUUUCGUUGACAUGUGCAUCGAGCUUUUGUAUUCACCACACCUCAAGAUUUUUGUUGGUGGAGUCCUUAACCCCGCUCACAUGAAUGACUUUGAGCACUCUGGAAUGCUUCUUAUGUUUUUCAUCUUUGGUGUUGUUGCCCUACUUUCCCAAAAGACCAGAUUUCUUCCCUUGCCAGAAGGUGCUCUUUGUUUGCUUGCUGCCUCAGCAUUCACUGCAGAGUACCUUCUUUUCUACUUCCAUUCAACAACACACAAGGGCCUUGAGGGCUAUUACCACACCCUCCUUGUCUUCCUGGUUGGACUGUGCAUUUUAUCUUCAAUUGCUGGAGCCCUUUUGCCAACAAGCUUUCCAGUGGAUUUAUGCAAUGGCAUUGCUAUAGCACUGCAAGGUUUAUGGUUCUAUCAGACAGCCUUUGUUCUCUAUGGCCCUAUGAUGCCAAGUGGUUGUAAGCUUAGGGAAAACAGUGUCACAUGUCAUUCUAUUGAUAGUGAGGUUCGGGGCGAAUUGCUUGCUAAUUUUCAGCUCUUUGUUGCGGUUCUUGUGGUCCUUGUGGGAACUGUGGCAUCAUAUGGCUUUGCUGCUUCAAGAUAUGGGAGUUCUGAAGUCAGGAACUUGCAUGCAAUUCAGACUGAAUUAGAUCAAGACUAAAGUUGCGUUGCUAUUUUUUCUGGUGGUAGUUGAAAUGUGUUGGCAGCAUAGAGUUUCUUAUAGAACAUGUUUGUUGUAUAUUGAAGUGCAAAGGAUCAUGCAUGCAUGAUCACUGAAAAUUGAAAAUUAACACCCCCUCCUCCCUCAAAAGGAAUUAUACAUUUUUGACUUUUAGGAAUCGGAUGUCAAAGGAGCAACAAAUUAUUUUCCUUGGUGUAUGAUUACAAAAUGUGGCAGGGGAGUUCACUUGGAUCAUAUUUUCAUUGGUUAUCACUCUUUCUUUGUAAUGAUGCAUUCACUAAACACUCAUAUUGCAAAUUACCAGGACCAUUAUUUCAGACAACAUAAUGAAGAAGCAAAAGCUAUGCCAAGAGUAUAAGAAUAUAGCUGAUUAGAAAGUCAA